Messenger RNA from Seminavis robusta, 1461 nucleotides. The record is from the annotation of a GenBank genome assembly. Lineage: Eukaryota; Bacillariophyta; Bacillariophyceae; Naviculales; Naviculaceae.
AUGGAGAAGGUCAACUCCCUGAGCUCCGCUUCUAAAGGAGUGUGGGUGUCGGUUCUGGUAUGGAUGUUCCUGAUUUACCUUCAGGUUCCAACAAUGAUGACACGAAGCUAUUACAACAUUUUUUUGGGCAAGAAACUGGCUCCUCCAGGCUACCGUUUUCGACCACAAGUGAUUCUGCAAGAUGAACCCCGUGUGUUUCCUUCCUCUACCUUUGAUGGCAUCCUAGCCGAGAUAGAAGAAGAAGAGAAGGGAGGUGAAGAAGAAGAUGAGAUGGGUCCACAUCUCAAUGAAGACGACAAUAUCAGUGAGGAGGAGGAGGAAGAAGAAGAAGAAGAAGAAGAUCCCUGUCCACAAGGCCGGGUCUUGGUGGUUGGAGCCGCUGGCAGUGUGGGCAGUUCGGCCACCAAAAUGCUGCUGGAACAAGGAUUCUGUGUCCGUCUCUUUGUGACCGACAAUCACAGACAAGUCAAGAAGAAACUCCAGAGCUUGUUUGACAAGAACGACAAUCAAACAUACUUUUUGGAAAUGGUUGAGGGCCACUUUGGUGACUGUUCUCUGGAUGGUGCAUUGCAUUCGGUCACACAUAUUCUCUUUGCCGCCACCAGUCACGGAAAGUCUUGGCAGGUGGGGCAUCAUCACGAGGUGGCCGAAUGUGCUGUGGCUGCAGCCCAAGUUGGCACCAUCCAAUCCAUGGUGGUAAUGAGUUCGGCAGGGGUCGGCAAACCGUAUUCCCUCGGAUCCAUCCUCUACAACAGUUGGUAUGGAGAUCUUUCCUCGGUGCGUAAUUAUCAAGGAGAAGAUACCAUGGGGUCCAUUGCUGUGCAGAAAGAAGACUAUGUGGAUGUCAGCUGUGAUGACUAUGAUGGUGCUAGCAAUCAGAUCUGCACUCGACGAGCAACCGCGCCACUCAACUAUGUCAUUCUUCGUUCUGGGAGUCUCGAGCAAGAUGGAAUCCACGAUGAUGAACAGCAGGGAAUUGAUGGCUUUGGUAAAACCAGAACGGCUCCUGGCAUGAGCCAUGUGCAACUGGCUCGAGCCGCUGUGGCAGCACUGAUUGUACAAGGGAGAGACGCAGACGAAGUGACCCGUGGAGAGGCUGAUCCCAGGGAAUCUACUGCACUGUUCAACAUGCUCGUUCAAGACAAUGACAGUUUCUACCACGCCAACCGAACCGUGACAGUAAAAGAUGUCGAAACCGUUCAUGCGCAGGCAGUGGCAGACUUUUUAAAUAUCCUCUGGGCACUCUUUGUGGGCACCUGCCUGCUUGUAGUUAUUCUGGGAGCCCCGCAAGGCCUUUGCUUAUCCAUGACACUGUACAUCAUUACCAUUCUGAUGUGGACAUGGCUCUUGUCCGGCCGCACUGUUUGGGACUCCCUGGAAUCUGGAUUUCAGCCAAGGAGUGCACCCUUCAUAAUGAAGAUGCCGGGUUUAUCCUUGUUCAUGGGAAUUGAUCAAUCUUAA